Messenger RNA from Patiria miniata (bat star), 1469 nucleotides. RefSeq lists its product as uncharacterized. The coding region runs from base 310 to 1416 and encodes 368 amino acids. Gene Ontology annotation, biological process: lipoprotein metabolic process; lipid transport. Gene Ontology annotation, molecular function: lipid binding. The transcript has 4 exons. NCBI's taxonomy places the organism in Eukaryota, Metazoa, Echinodermata, Asteroidea, Valvatida, Asterinidae. Gene Ontology annotation, cellular component: extracellular region; membrane. The record is from RefSeq and is a predicted model, not a curated record.
AUGAUUAUGAGUCUUGCACUAGUGCUAGUAUGCAUGGUAUACAUGAAGGCUGGUUGCGCCGAUCCGUUCAAUUUCUAUAACUGCUUUCAUGCAAUAUUGGUGAUAGUUCAUUUCGGUAGCAUUCUCCCGCCAUCUUUCAGAACAAAAAUACAUACACGUCAAGUUAUGGUUCAAUCAUGUGGUGUCUGGGCUCACGUACGUGUGUGACACGAUAAUGCAAGUGUUCUGUACUACAGCACAGUAUGUUAUGGCUGAUGAUACACUAGCUGCACUAGUAUAAAAAGUACUUGAGUGCUUCCGAAAUUCACAAUGCAGUCGGAUGAGAACAUUGGAGAACAUCUUGUAGGCAUACAGCGGCACCUGCGAGACCUGGGUCUGCAUUUGAGAAGCAUCAAACUGCAUCAAGAUGAAGGGGAAAACAUGGAAAAGCAAACAUUGUGCCUGACUGCGAGAGGGCACAAACCACGCAGAUUGCCAGGAAAGAAAAGAGUCGUUUCUUCAAAAAAGGGAAAGAAUACAAAAUCGAACCUGCAACAUCGCAACGUCAACUUCACGUUUGUCAACAUCAACCUCACUAACAGUCCUCUCCAUGUGGGCAGCAGUUCGGAAAACAGGUACUGUUACGGCAGUUGUGGCAGUGAAAGACAAGAUAUGGUCCUGCCGCCACAGCCAGCUAAUGACCUCGAUGUCUUGGAGGAGUCGAUCAACGACUUUGUGCAAAGCCGAGAGACUACUAUCCAACUUCUCUAUUCUGUAGAACGUGAUCUUAUAGAAGGAGACCUUCACGUUCGACUUGCAAAGCUAAAGGUUGCUGGAAGAUCAACAGAGUUAGUAGGCACAGCAUUGGUCAUCGGUGGCUUCGCUUCUUCGUUCUUCACCUUCGGCACUUCGCUGAUCCUCGUCAGCGUUGGUGCCGGUUUAGGAGCGGCCAGCGGGCUGACAGCGGUGGGAGGUGUUCUCACGGAAUUCAUAACUUCAAAGUUAACCAGCGAACAAGCAAUUAGAACAAUCGAGCAGGAAAGAAUCGCCUGUGAUAAUCUUAAUGCUGCCCUGGAGCGAAUGAACUCGACUGUGAGGCAUGAAUUGGACGCGCACGAGAGUGUUGGAGGGGUAGGCACGGCAAAUAUUAAAAGGGGGAAGGCGUCUGGCAAUACGACAUUCGAGGCAGUGAGCGCUUCAGGCAGUUCAGGGCGCGGCAUGGCCAUCGCAGGCGCGACACUCGCCGCGAAAGUUGCGACCAUCCCAGUUGACCCGCACACUCUGAUCAAAUCCGCCAUAGAUAUCCACAAAAAAAACGUACCAGAAAUAGCGGAAGUUAUCCACAACAUUGCCGACGAACUACAAACCCAACUGCACGAGAAAGUGGGAGAAAUCAGGGCAAACUAUGGUACUGCUGUAGAGCUAGCAGUUCGAUAAGAAUGCCUCCAAAGAAUGGGUUGAGCAGGGGCGGAUCUACGAAUUUUUGCAGG